AUGGCACCAAAGCUCGACCCCAACGAGGAGAAGAUUAUUCACCUUCGCGCCACUGGCGGUGAAGUGGGUGCUUCGUCCGCUCUCGCUCCUAAGAUCGGUCCUCUCGGUCUGUCGCCCAAGAAGGUCGGAGAAGAUAUCGCCAAGGCUACGGGUGACUGGAAAGGUCUCCGCGUCACCGUUCGCCUGACCAUCAAGAACCGUCAAGCUGCCGUCUCCGUCGUCCCAUCUGCUUCCUCCCUUGUCAUCAAGGCCCUCAAGGAGCCCCCGCGCGACCGCAAGAAGGAGAAGAACAUCAAGCACACCAAGUCCAUCCCCCUCGACGAGAUCAUCACCAUCGCCCGCACCAUGCGCUUCAAGUCCAUGGCCAAGGACCUGCAGGGCACAGUCUUGGAGAUCUUGGGCACAGCCUUUAGCACUGGUUGCCAGGUUGAUGGCCGGAGUCCUAAGGCUAUCUCCGACGAUAUUCACAGUGGAGAGAUUGAGAGUAAGGAUACGCAUCUUCGCUUGCAGAGAGCAGUACUAACGAGCCGUAGUUCCUUCGGAGUAAAAUGCUUCGCAUGUAUCACGUCAACAUCAUUCACGACUACGAGUCUCAGCAACAUGAGCAUGCGAUCGGCGUCUGGCGCAGAUAGUGCAUCGUCACCAGAUUUCGAAGCCAAAUUUCGUACCCAUCAUUUCCUCGCUCACCAUUCUUCCUCUCACGUCCUUCCACUCUCCCCUACUCUCCUUCCCAACUUUGCCUACACUCUGGCCACAAUUGACACACCCGUGGUUAUUGGCCUAUUUUGUGCAAAGGAGAUUGAUGCUCCGACCUCUUACUCACCGUGCCGCACUCGCGCUUCCUUUACGGUGGCUGUGGGCGGAAUGGUCCAUAUGACUUGGUCUACAUAUCUUACUGACCUCUGA
Molecule: messenger RNA, 906 nt
Organism: Recurvomyces mirabilis
Lineage: Eukaryota; Fungi; Ascomycota; Dothideomycetes; Mycosphaerellales; Teratosphaeriaceae
Exons: 3
Coding region: 1-906 (301 amino acids)
Biological process (GO): translation
Cellular component (GO): cytosolic large ribosomal subunit; ribosome
Molecular function (GO): structural constituent of ribosome; large ribosomal subunit rRNA binding
Source: RefSeq, a predicted model, not a curated record